This is a messenger RNA of Malus domestica (apple), 1842 nucleotides long. Its product is annotated as dof zinc finger protein DOF3.6-like. Gene Ontology annotation, molecular function: DNA binding; DNA-binding transcription factor activity. Gene Ontology annotation, biological process: regulation of DNA-templated transcription. Lineage: Eukaryota; Viridiplantae; Streptophyta; Magnoliopsida; Rosales; Rosaceae. The record is from RefSeq and is a predicted model, not a curated record.
UGGGUUAAGCAGCGUCAAAAAGAAGCUUAAAGACUGAGAAAAAUGGUUCCUCACCUUCAAACCCUAAAAUUAAUAAAACAAAAAGCAAAAGAGAGUAGUGGGGGAAUCGAUGGGAGGAGAGAAACAAAGAACAAAAUAAAUAAACACCCACCUCUUUAUCUUUCCGUCUCCUUCUGAUCUUUUCUCUCUUUCUCUCUGCAGCAGCAACUAUCUCUUGUGGAUGUGAUUCUCCAACAAAAUUACAUCCUCUAAAAACCCACAUCAAACUUUUACAAAGGAGAAAGCUAGCCAUGGUUUUCUCAUCCGUUCCCGUCUAUCUGGAUCCACCCAACUGGCAACAACAGCAAACAAAUCAUCAUCAACAAGGAGGUGGAAGUGAUCAGAAUAAUCCUCAGCUUCCAUUGGUGCCUUCUUCAGAAGCUAGAUGCACUUCUGUAGAUGGCGGCGGUGGUUUGGGCUCGAUUAAACCUGGAUCGAUGUGUGAUCGAGCCCGGAUGGCCAAGCUGCCGCAGCCAGAGACAGCACUGAAAUGCCCUCGAUGUGAAUCCACAAACACAAAGUUUUGCUACUUCAACAAUUACAACCUUUCCCAGCCUCGCCACUUUUGCAAGACGUGCAGGCGCUACUGGACAAGAGGAGGAGCCUUGAGAAGCGUGCCGGUGGGAGGAGGCUGCCGGAGAAAUAAAAGAAGCAAAGGUGGCAACAGCAGCAGGUCAAAAUCACCAGGCGCAGCUGGUAAUUCUAGCUCAAGUACGGUUAAUUCUUCCAACAGCUGCAGCGCUAGUGAUAAUAUCAUAGGCCAUUUGACACAUCCACCACCACCACAUCAAUUGCCGUUUUUGCCCUCCUUACACCAUCUUCCUGAUUAUGGUUCCGGGGACAUGCUAGGGCUAAAUAAUUUUGGGAUUAAUCAACCUGGUGAUGUUGAAUUCCAACACCAUCAGUACGGUUCGGACCGGUUCGGUGCAAGGCCAAAUAUUUUAGGCAUGAAUAAUAUGAGUAGUACUGAGCAUUGGAGAUCAUCACUACUUCAACAGCAAUUUCCUAAUUUCUUGGUUAAUUUGGGACAACCAACUAGUACUACUCAUGGGUUGUACCAAUUUGACGGUGGAGAUCAUCAAAAUGUUGUCCAGCUCCCGAUAUCUAAGCCGUUGGAUCAUUCUGCGGGUAACGGAGUUACUACUACUCAGAUGGCUAAUGUGAAAAUGGAACAGAAUCAAGCACUGAAUUUGUCAAGGAAUUUUUUGGGAAGCCUUGGAAAUGAUCACCAAUACUGGGGUAGUAGUACUACUGGUACUGGUGGGAAUGCUUGGACUGAUCUUUCUGGUUUCACAACUUCUUCUUCUACCAGCCAUCUCUUGUGAUAUUUGAUCAUGGUCACUUGUGUUUAAUUCAUUGAAUUACUACAGGUUCCAGAAAGAAAUGAUCAGGUACUCUCCAAGAUAUUGGAGUUUCAACCAAUCGAUCGAUCAACCAUACCUUUUCAUGGGUUUUGAAGGUUCAAGUCCAAAAGUACGUGUGAGAUGAAAUGGGAAGGCGGAACAGUCUCAUCAUAUUUUGUCAAAAAAUCUUAAUUAGAUGGAAUGGUAGGAUUUUUAGUUUGAAAUCGUUCGUUGUUUUUUAUUGCUUUAGUUUUUUGGGAGGGUUUGUGUAGCUUAGCUAUAUAUAUAUAUAUAUAUAUAUAUAUAUAUAUAUAUAUAUAUAUAUAUAUGGUUAAUCAUGUUUCAUGGAGACUUGGAGUAGUUUGUAUCUGAUAUUUUUAAGGCCAAAUUGUUAUCAUUCCUCGAAUGAAUGCUAUAUGUGUAACAAGUUUCCUUCACUAAUUUUAUGAAAUUGUGUCCA